AUGGAGAUUGUGUACCGCUUCACGUUCAUUGAUGUCCUGGACAGCGGUUCCUGCACAGAGGAACCCGAAGAAGAAGGACCGCAUUCAAGAGCGGCGUUGCGGCGGGCCGUGAGCACGCCUGAGCUCGCGAGCCUGCCAGAUGAGGAGGCGGCCAAGUACAAGGCGGCCGAUAUGGAGGAGUUCAAUCACAGACUGAGGCAGAGGUGGGCCUACCAGGGUCCCCAACGUUCCCCGGCAACAGCUCCCGGUUCAGGAGCGCUAUCGAACGAGAACGACGCCUUUGUCCCAACACCUCUGGCUCAUAACGAGCCCAACGCCGCCAGCGUUCCGGCCGUUCUGGCCGCGCCGGCCGUUCCGGCUGUUCCGGCUGUUUUGGCUGAUCCUCCGCCAGUGCCGCCAGUUCCUCAACACCUUGGGAGCCUCGGCCACCCGGAGUUUUGCGUGCGUCCGUGCGUGCACUUCGGGAAGGGGCAUUGCCAGUUGGGGGCAGAUUGCCGCUACUGCCACGGGACCCACGAUGCACCGGCAAAGUUCGACAAGAAGCAGCGCGGGCUUUUCCAGAAACUGAGCCCGCUUGAGGUUCUGUACUUGCUACACCCGAUCUUGAUCCGCAAGGGCCAGCCUGAACUGGCAGACGCCCUGGAACUCAUCGAGUUUGAGAUGCAACGCCUGCAGGGCCCGGCGGCCAGCCAGGGCCUCGAGCCGGAAGUGCUUCAGCCAAGCCAGCGACGGCAGAUGCAGGCCUUGCUGAGCCGGAUGAGCGUCGCCGCGAUCCUGGGCAUGAUCUCGGGGGAGAGGUUCCGACCCGGCUUUGUGCAGGCAGCACGUGCAGAGCUGCAGACCUUGCGCCAGGGAUGA
Molecule: messenger RNA, 858 nt
Organism: Symbiodinium natans
Lineage: Eukaryota; Dinophyceae; Suessiales; Symbiodiniaceae
Source: the annotation of a GenBank genome assembly